ACCCCUGGCCCAGAGGGUAGGUGGUUGGGAGCAAGGUGUGAUCUCGGACUGGGUCUGAGUCAGGUCCGGCCGCGCCCUAUCCAGGGCCUCCAUCCUCCCCUCCCGCUGGGAACAGACUUGCUGUGUGACCGCAGUCUCUGCCCCAGGAGGGCCAAGUUCCUUGACAGCAACAUCUGGGCACAGAGGAAGAUAGGGAUAGAUGAUAGCACUUUGAUAGGAGGGUGUCUUCCAGUUGUGGCCUCCCCUGUGGCCAGGUUGCCCUUUCUUUCCCCUCCCAGCCUGGAGGGGCUGUGGAGUUGAGAUCUCAGUAAGGAGGUGGUAUAAAUUUGUUAACGUCUUUCCAAGGUACAAUCUUUCAUACUUAGGGUGCGUGGGAGUGGACUUUUGCUGCUGGAUGGUGGCUUUUUUUGUAAUCCUUCCAGUGAAAGCUUUGGACGAUCUCGCCCUACCUUAGCUCCUGGAUUUCUAGUAAGACAUUCAAAGCUCAUGGCUUCCUUGUAAGACAUUGUGGCCAUGUGUCUCACCCGACCAUUUCAGAAAAUUGUUCGUUGGUGGCAUGAGCUGUGAUACCAGCCUGGGGAUAAACUGUUGUGCUUUGUAUCAGAAGAGUGCUAGUUUAAUUUUUUUUUUUUUUUAAACGCUGUGAGAACUGUGACCAUGUUUUCUAAGAGGUCAGAUAAUGAAAAUGAGAACGUUUAUACCACUAACGCAAGCAUGAUCCCAUCACCGAGAAAGAAGGCUAAACGACUGUUAUUUUAACGACAAAUGGAAGGACACAUACAAUUGGAUCAGGGACGUAAAUAACCCACACAGAGCAUCCUACACAUUGUGCGGGAAAGAAUUUGGGAUUGGGCAUGAUGGAGAACAGGAUGUGAAAGCGCAUUUCGAGACAAUCUCACAAGUCCAGAAUGAGACAGGCAAGUGCCUCCAAACCAACCAAAGGUGUUGUCUUUUUGGGAAAUGAAAUCAGCAUUCACCCAAAAGUAGCAGCUGGUGAAUUAGCAUGGGCGUCCUACACAGACAGACAUGCCUUGUCCUAUGGCUGCCUUGAUUGCUCUAUGAAACUGAGUAAAGUCACUUUUCCUGAUUAAGAGGUUGUGACCAAAAUAUUCUGUGGGCAAACAAAAGGAGAAAUUUUGAUAACAGAUGUGUUGUCCCUUACAGUGUAGAGCUGAUUUUGUCAUCUCUCACCAACCACCAUGCUUUCUAUAGUGUAUCAGCUGCAAGCCAUGCACCAAAUUAUGGCAACAAACAAAUGUUCUUUCUAGCUCUCGGGUACUUUGACUUGAAAAAUGGAGUUUCACAUCGUCUCCUGGAUUUCUAUGAGGAUUUUAAUGAAACUGCCAAAAUCAUAAAACAAAAGGCUGUUGGUAUUUUGCCCAAAUACAAACUAGACUUAGCUCAUCUACCUGCAUAUUCGUCAGAUAGCGCAAAUGUAAAUUUUGGCAAAUUCCACUCAGUCUGUAAACUUCCUUCCAAAGAAAAUAAAAAGAUCUUACAUAUUCGAUGCUCUGCACAUCUUGUAUACAGCACUGCUAAAAAGAGUUGUGAUUUGCUUAAAUGUGAUAUUGAGACUUUCAUAAUGAAAGUUUUGGGUCACUUUUCAGUUUCCUCAAAAUGUGCAGAAGCACCUAGUGAGAUUUUUGCCUUUAUAGAGAUGGAAGGAGAUAACCUCUUUAGACACAUGCCUACCAGAUGGCCAACACGGCUGGCAGCCAUAGAAAAGAUGCUAAAAUGUUGGCCUGCCGUAAAAUCGUAUUUUCAAAGUGUGGGGCAAGAAGGAUGUCCUUCUUAGAUUUGGAAAUAUAUUGAGGAUGAGAAUGGAGAAGAGGAUUACAGUAGAACAGAAAUUUAUAUGCCGUUUCUCCAGAACUGUUUGAUGAUCUUUGAAGGGACCAUAUGGAGUCCUGAAAAGGGUGAAUUGACUGCACCUGAGCUGUUCGAUGUCCUGUACAGGUUGAGACACACACUCAUACAGUGGAAAGGUGAUUCAUUUUGGGGAAAUAAGACUGCUUCCGAAAUGAAAAAAAAAUGUCACUAGAACAGGGCAACCAAGUUAAACAGGACUUUCUUAAUUUCUUCACUAAAACUGUAAUUUAUUUGGACUCUAACUUCGAUUUCACCAGUUCAAAUUAUCUCUGCUUUAAAGCCAUUUUCCUUGAGGAGGAGAUGUUUAACUUAACCAUGACAUCCAGCGUGCUUCAGGGUGUUUAAAAAUGACGGAUGUUGCAACCACGAAGAGCCUGUAUGAUGAAUUUAUAGAUGCAAAGGCCCUGACUGACAAGCAGCUGGACUGUCACAGCCUGUGGAUACAAAGUAGGUGGACAUUUCUGGAGAAACAGAAACGAAUUCCUACAAAUCUAAAAGCUCGCUGUUGCUAGUAAGUAAAAUCCUACGUAUUCCAUGCUCAAACACUUUUAUGGAGAGGGGAUUUACCUUAAUGUCAUCACAUUGGACUGAUCCAAGGAAUCAGUGUAAUGUGCGCGUGAGAGCAGAGCUGCAAGUCACAGUGAAUUUGACCUUUGACCGUAUCCAGUUUUACCACUACAUCAAAGAGAAGAAGGAUGUCCUAAAGGCUGCAAGCCGUUCAGAAAAGUGUUAUUGCAAAAGAAGAUAGAAAGAAUGAGAAUAUCCUACUGUAUCAUGGGGCAGAAAGAAAUGUCAUUUUUAAAAUUAAAUAUAGGAAAUAUCUGUUUAAUCUUAUUCAUAUUUUCCUUUUAAAGUCUUACAUUAUGUAUAUUAUUUUGAUUUACAUAUUUGUAUUUAAAAUAUCCAUAGCAUAUGAGUACAUGUAUUAAGAUAUUUGUUCAAAAUUUCUUUUACUGAUGAGCAGAGAGAGGCCUAAAUGGUAAGUAAUCAUGUGGGAUCUGAAGAGAAGAAUCGAGGACCUGAAACAGGCUUUGUUUGUUUGUUUGCUUAAAAAUCAGUAAGUCCCUUGUGACUUUGGUUUUUAUGAAUCAAUCUUCCAAAGCCAGGGUGCCCCUGGAAGAAUGGAUAUAAACUGAGUUUCUGAACAUUUGAAAAUGAGGACCAGGCUCAGGACCACAGAGCACUCACUGAGACGCAAACGUCCUUGGAGGUCCUGCCCGGGCUCUCAGCCUUGCCUUCCCUUUAUCCAAGUCCACCAAAUACAACUUAGGAAACCCUGCAUCAAUAGAGACUAGGAGUUCUGCAAAUCCAAGGAAGCCUGAGGAUAGAAAUCAGAAGAUCUGAGAACUUGGAUGGGAAAAAGAAGUUUCUGUAUUCACCAACAUCUAAGUAAAAUUUAGCAUUUCUUUCCAUUAGGAAAAUUGGCAGCAAACCACAGCAGUACUAGAAUCUGUGACUGUCAUCCCCAGGAAUCACAGAUAGUCACGUUACAGACACCUCAGAGUAUUGUUUAUGUGCACAACUACUUGGAAAUUACGACUUGAACCUUGCCAAUGGACCUGAUUGGUUUUGGUUAUGCAGCCCUGGUGACAUUCGGAAGCAUUUUGGGAUAUAAGCGGAGAGGUGGUGUUCUGUCUUUGAUUGCUGGUCUUUUUGUUGGAUUUUUGGCUGGCUGUGGAGCUUACCGUGUCUCCAAUGACAAGCGAGAUGUAAAACUGUCCCUGUUUACAGCUUUCUUCCUGGCCACCAUAAUGGGGGUGAGGUUUAAGAGAUCCAAGAAAAUCAUGCCAGCUGGGCUGGUUGCAGGUUUAAGCCUCAUGAUGAUCCUGAGACUUGUCUUACUGCUGCUCUGAGGACCUGCAGGAACUGAAAACUGAAUUUGAGUCAUUCUGCUGUAAUGGGCAGAGCCUACACUUUGUAUUGAAGAGAUAAAUUCCAAUAUGGAAUGUUCACCGUGGUCUUAUUUUAUGGUAGAAACUGCAAAAGAAACACUGUCACCUCUAAUAUGGACACUGGUUUGAGGGAUUUUUUUUUUUUUUAAACAAAUGGUUUAACUUUUCUAAUUGUCAGGUACUGGUUUCAUUAAAGAUAUUUAAUAAAUCGUGAUACACUGUU
Messenger RNA from Physeter macrocephalus (sperm whale), 3984 nucleotides. It is a transcript of the gene TMEM14A, whose product is annotated as transmembrane protein 14A. The transcript is spliced from 5 exons. The record is from RefSeq and is a predicted model, not a curated record. NCBI's taxonomy places the organism in Eukaryota, Metazoa, Chordata, Mammalia, Artiodactyla, Physeteridae. Gene Ontology annotation, cellular component: mitochondrial membrane. The coding region runs from base 3423 to 3722 and encodes 99 amino acids. Gene Ontology annotation, biological process: regulation of heme biosynthetic process.